This is a messenger RNA of Suillus subaureus, 3030 nucleotides long. Its product is annotated as hydantoinase. Gene Ontology annotation, molecular function: 5-oxoprolinase (ATP-hydrolyzing) activity. The transcript has 19 exons. The coding region runs from base 1 to 3030 and encodes 1009 amino acids. Gene Ontology annotation, biological process: glutathione metabolic process. NCBI's taxonomy places the organism in Eukaryota, Fungi, Basidiomycota, Agaricomycetes, Boletales, Suillaceae. The record is from RefSeq and is a predicted model, not a curated record. Gene Ontology annotation, cellular component: cytosol.
AUGAGUUCAGUCCACUCUAUCCUACGGUUAGGUGUUGACGUAGGAGGAACAAAUACGUGCGUACCUGAUUUGAAUAUACACGACUCCGCGGACUCGAGAAACAUUUACCAGCGAUGCAGUCCUCCUCGAUCUGUUCUCGCAUCAGCAAAACAUCUCACUACAGCGGACGUCACUCUGGGAAUCCAAAACGCCAUUGAGUCCGUAUUGACACAGGCUCAGAGCAAGUUGAACAUUCAAGCGCUCUGUAUUGGCACGACACACUUUGUAAAUGCAUUGGUAGAAAGAGAUCCUCGGCGUUUGGAUAGAGUCGCGGUCAUUCGCCUGUGUGGCCCUUUUACGCAUGGAACGCCACCAUUCGUAGGCUUUCCGCACGAGCUGCGAGACCUACUCGAAGGUCCCCACUUCCUGCUCUCAGGGGGCCUGCAAAUUGACGGAAGUGAGAUUGCUUCUGUUGUCGUUGCGCAAGUCGAAUCCGCCUGCGACGAAAUCAAUCGCCAGGGCAUACACGCAGUUGUUGUGUCCUCGGUAUUCGCCCCCAUCGACUUUGAGAUCCGACAGGAGGAAGCAGUCGCAGCGAUCGUGCGGAAGCGCAUUCCGGGAAUGGACGUCGUAUGCUCUAAGGACGUUGCUGCCAUCGGACUGCUGGAGCGUGAAAACGCAUCUAUCUUGAAUGCUGCAUUAUUGCGAUACACAAAGAAGACGGUAAUAGGUUUCGAGAAGGCAGCUCAGGCCCUCGAGCUGAAGUGCUCCGUUUUCAUCACAAGCAAUGAUGGCACCUUGCUCAGCUGCGCACAGGCAGCACGUCUUCCUAUUCGAACUUUUUCGUCCGGCCCAACGAAUUCCAUGCGCGGCGCCGCAUUCUUGGCCGCACUGGAGUCGGGCAUCUCAAAGCAAUCCGCACUAGUAGUUGAUAUUGGCGGUACAACGACAGACAUCGGAAUGUUGUUACCUAGUGGAUUCCCUCGCCAAGCCGCCGCUCAUCACGAGUUCUGUGGGGUUUUGCUGAACUUCUCCAUGCCACAUGUUACCAGUAUUGGCCUUGGCGGGGGUUCUAUUGUCCGAAAGGACCCAGUCACAAAUAAGGUCACUGUUGGUCCUUAUUCCGUUGGCCAUCGGAUUACCUCUGAAUCUCUAGUGUUCGGUGGCUCUACACUGACCGCUACCGACGUGGUUGUUGCAGCAGGUCGCGCUUCAAACAUUGGAAACGAAAGUCUUGUUUCCGGAAUUGGGCAGUCGAUCAUCGAAGGCGCUCAAAGUGCUAUCAAGAAGAUGCUCCAGAACUACCUUGAUGCCAUGAAAACAUCUUCGCAAGAUAUCCCAGUCUACCUGGUCGGCGGAGGGUCUAUUCUUGCUCCAGAUGUUCUUGCGGGCAUCAGCCGAGUUCACAGAUUCCCUCACUUCGACGUCGCGAAUGCUGUUGGCGCUGCCAUUGCCCAGAUAUCAGGCAUCAUUGAUUCCUUCGAAGACACAUCCACAAGAACCAUCGUACAAGUUCGCACUGAUGUCGAAGCCAGGGCUAUCGCUCGAGCAAUUGCUUCCGGCGCAGAUCCGCACCGUGUCGCCAUAGUGGAGAGCGAGGUCAUUCCGAUCGCCUAUACAAGCGGUCGUUGCCGUUUUUAUGUCAAGGCCGCCGGAGACUGGAGUGGUAUCGCUAGUCCAAGUUGGCCAGAGGUUGAUGAUCCUCUGCGUGUUGAAGCUUCUACCGGGGAGACGGCCUCCCGGCCACAAAUGGUAGCAUCCACCGCCGCCUCUGCCGUUGUGGCGCCGGCCAUGCAUACUGCUAGCGACAUCCUGGAGUACGAGCCAAGGAUAAAAAGAAGAGAAUGGCUCCUGUCCGAGGUUGAUCUGGAGUGGAUUGCAGAUGGCUGCUAUGUAUUGGGAUGCGGCGGUGGCGGGUCCCCCUUACAUACUUUCCUGGAACUGAGAGAACUCGUACGGUCAGGUGAAACAGUACGGGUGAUUGACUUUUCGUCAGUUACGUCCAAUGCACUAGUUGGAUGGGGUGGGGGCAUGGGUAGCCCAGAAGUGUCCUCUGAGAGACUACUUGGCAACGAGUCAGUGUUUUCACUGAAUGAAAGAAAGAUUGCGAAACCAGAAGCGCUUUGCGGAUUAGAGAUUGGGGGUGCGAACGGUAUGAUCAACAUGAUUCUGGGAUCGACGAAAUACGCCAAUAUACCCUGUAUAGAUGGGGACUUUAUGGGCCGUGCAUACCCUACCUGGCAUCAAACCACGGCUAAUGUCUACGACGUCAGUGGCACGGGAGCCAAGAUGCUCCCGAGCGUCAUGUCCAGUGGAGAUGGGAAUGUCAUGAUUAUGACAAAGGCCAAACGUGACAUUGAUAUUGAUGCCUCUUUACGAGCGGCAUGCGUUGAAAUGGGGACACACGUGGGACUGGCCAGCCGCCCUCUGAAAGCUGAUUAUGUGGAUAAUGCCAUGAUUAAGAACACAGUGUCAUUGAGCUGGCGCAUUGGACGAGCUAUUGCACUUGCUCGCAAACAAUCAAGUUUGUCUCGGAUUGGAUCAAUUCUUGUUGACGCCGUAGGUGGCUCCAACUCCGCGAGAGUGUUGUUCAUGGGCAAGAUCACCGAUGUGGGAAGGCGUCUCUACAAAGGUCAUACGAUUGGAGAAGUUGUCAUCACCGCGCUGACUGUAGAUGACGAUCUUGAUGAUGACGACCCUGAUCGUCCCAUGGAGCGCUUCACCGGAACACUCACCAUUCCAUUCAAGAACGAGAAUCUGUAUGCAGAACAUACCACGGAUGACGCCAUAACCACUAUGGUCGCAACUGUUCCUGAUCUAAUCUCCGUGCUCGAUGCUCAAAAUGGGUCUGCUCUCGGCACGCCUCAAUACAAAUAUGGGUUGCGGGUUCUCGUGCUCGGGAUCACCGCGGCUCCCCAGUGGACCGGUUCUGAACGUGGCAUUGCUCUCGGAGGCCCGAGUGCGUUUGGAUUCACACAUAUUCCGUACAAGCCACUGGGCAAGUACACGCAGCCUCGGUCUGUGAUCGAAGAGUACGCCCAUAAUAGUUGA